GCUGUAGGGUGGAUCUGCUAUUUUGUAUCAAAAGGAUCUGCUGCCACUGCUGAUUUAUAUGUGGUUACAUUGUUUGGGAUUUUCAGCGGAAAAAGAAAGAAAAAAAAAAUCCAAGCGAUAGAAAAGCCUAAUUUGUUACUAGUUGCUAUGGAUUGUACUAGCAGCUCAUGUGGGGGUAGUGAUCACAGACAGAUAGAGGAGAACAAGCCUUUGCUGGCAGAGAUGUCUGCUCCAGAAGGUGGUAAAAUGGGAGCUGUAUCCUGCAGGAGAUCUCUCCAGCAAUUUAAUGGGAUGAGGUACAAACUGCUGCAAGAAGGAGACAUUCAGGUGUGUGUAAUAAGGCACCCAAGGACCUUCCUGAGCAAGAUCCUCACCUCUAAAUUCCUAAGGAGAUGGGAACCCCAUCAUCUCAGCUUGGCAGAUAACAGCCUGACCUCUGCUACACCUACAGGGUACAUGGAAAACUGCAUUUCGUACAGCGCCAUUGAGGAUGUGCAGCUGCUCUCCUGGGAAAAUGCCCCAAAGUAUUGUUUACAGCUAACGAUUCCCGGGGGUACCGUCCUACUGCAGGCAGCAAACAGCUAUUUGAGAGAUCAGUGGUUUCAUUCCCUGCAAUGGAAGAAAAAGAUUUACAAGUACAAAAAAGUUCUGAGUAAUCCAAAUCGCUGGGAGGUUGUACUGAAGGAGAUCAGGACCUUGGUGGACAUGGCACUAACCUCUCCAUUGCAGGAUGACUCCAUCCAUCAGGCACCACUAGAAAUUGUCUCCAAGUUACUCUCAGAGAACAUACAUCUAACCACUCUGGAACAUGAAAGCAUUAUCGUGGCAAUUUCACCUCUUCUGGAAAACAAUCACCCGCCCCCUGACCUCUGUGAAUUCUUCUGCAAGCACUGUAGAGAGCGUCCGCGAUCCAUGGUGGUAAUUGAAGUGUUUACCCCAGUCGUACAAAGAAUCCUCAAACAUAACAUGGAUUUUGGGAAGUGUCCUCGUCUCAGGCUGUUUACUCAGGAGUACAUUCUGGCAUUAAAUGAAUUGAACGCUGGCAUGGAGGUGGUAAAUAAAUUUAUACACAGCAUGCACGGCCCUACAGCAAACUGCCCUCAUCCCAGGGUCUUACCAAACCUGGUUGCUGUCUGCCUAGCUGCCAUUUAUUCAUGUUAUGAGGAAUUCAUCAACAGCCGGGACAACUCUCCAAGCCUAAAAGAAAUCCGAAACGGCUGCCAGCAACAAUGUGACCGCAAACCCAAUAUCCCCAUGCGACUACUCCACACCAACCCAGACCUGGUGUCUCAAGAGGUCACAUCAACUGAGUCCCGACACAAGUCGGUUAUUGUCACAUCAAAUGAAAUCCUUGUGGAAGUAGAACGUAACAAUACAGUGAAUCAGAAGUUGAAAGCAAACAGCGGCAAUGACAGCGAACCCAACUUGAUCGACUGCCUGCUCAUCAGUCCGACGUGCAGCACUAUAAGCAUUGAGUUGAGCCCUCAAGCCGAACGAGUCCUGGGAUGCUAUGUGGAGAUACUGAAGAUGCUGUCAGACUACGAUGACUGGAGGCCUGCCCUGGCCAGUUUGCUGCAGCCUAUCCCAUUCCCCAAAGAAGCUUUGGCCCAUGAAACGUUCACAAAGGAGCUGAAAUAUGUAAUUCAGAGAUUUGCCGAGGACCCCAGGCAAGAGGUCCAUUCGUGUCUCCUAAGCGUCAGGGCUGGUAAAGAUGGUUGGUUUCAGCUGUACAGCCCAGGAGGAGUAGCCUGUGAUGAUGAUGGGGAACUUUUUGCCAGUAUGGUACGUGUCUGCAAUAACGUUCACAUUUUGAUGGGCUCCUGCUACAAGACGAAAAAGUUUCUGUUGUCGUUGGCUGAAAACAAACUGGGCCCCUGCAUGUUGCUUGCCUUGCGAGGGAAUCAGACUAUGGUGGAGAUUCUUUGUCUCAUGUUGGAAUAUAACAUCAUAGAAAACAAUGACACACAGCUGCAGAUCAUCUCUACUCUGGAGAGCACCGAUGUAGGGAAGAGAAUGUAUGAGCAGCUGUGUGACCGACAGAGAGAAUUAAAGGAGCUGCAAAGGAAAGGAGGGCCCACCCGUCUAACACUACCAUCCAAGUCUACAGACGCAGAUCUUGCCAGGUUAUUGAGCUCAGGCUCUUUUGGAAAUCUGGAAAACCUGAGCCUGGCCUUCACCAAUGUAACGAGUGCCUGCGCAGAGCAACUCAUCAAGCUGCCUUCACUAAAGCAACUCAACCUGUGGUCUACUCAGUUUGGAGAUGCUGGGUUACGGGUUCUGUCCGAGCACCUCACUACACUGCAAGUUCUCAACCUGUGUGAAACCCCUGUCACAGAUGCUGGCCUACUCGCACUGAGCUCUAUGAAGAGCCUCUGCAGCUUAAACAUGAACAGCACCAAACUGUCAGCUGACACCUAUGAGGAUCUCAAGGCAAAGCUGCCAAACCUUAAAGAGGUGGAUGUUCGUUACACAGAAGCCUGGUGACUCUUCGCUAUCAUUGAAGAUCACUUUUUGAUGCCACUUUGGCCGUUCAGAAAACUGUAGAGGAAGAAACUAUUUGGACUAUGAUCUGUGUUUUUUGAUUUAGGUCAUUUUUUUAUGUAGGGAGGUUAAACUCAUCCUGCCUGAUAAACCGCUUCAAAAUUAAUCUAAUUUAAUUAUCGGAAAAGAAAAAAAGACUUUGUAGCUGCAAGAAGCUUAUAAAGAGGAAGAAAAGAAAAAAAAAAACUUUGUGGAUUUUUAUUUUUUUUUAUUUUGCCUAAGUGUUCAUGCUGUGUGGGGACAAAACAAUUUUAGAAUGCAUAUGUUUAUGUAUUUUUAUUUUUUUUAAUUCAGUUUGAUCGAUGGACUUAUAUUAAGAAGCUCCUGCUUUUUACUUUUUUUCGCUGCAAACAAGAAAGAAAUCGCAAGCCCAUAUUCGUUAACAAGAAAGAUUGUCCUGUUUCUUGCACCUUCUUCUGCAAAUGUUCUGCAAAGUCAUAUUGUUGUACAUAAAAUUUACAUAAUUCACCUAUUUAAAAAAAAUGGUUCACAUUCAGCAGGUCUGGGACCUGCUUUUUAUUUAUAAAUUGUUAAUUUUUUUUUCCUUUUUUUUGCAGAUAGAACUGUACAAAGUAGUUUGUCGCUGUCUUGUUGAUUGUAUUAUUGUAUGUGUAUUGUUUUGCUUUGGUUUCAGAACAGAAAGCUCUUGAAUAAAUACCAUGGUUAAAAAGUA
This is a messenger RNA of Pelobates fuscus (common spadefoot toad), 3214 nucleotides long. It is a transcript of the gene CMIP, whose product is annotated as c-Maf inducing protein. The transcript is spliced from 21 exons. The coding region runs from base 148 to 2484 and encodes 778 amino acids. Gene Ontology annotation, cellular component: cytosol; nucleoplasm. Lineage: Eukaryota; Metazoa; Chordata; Amphibia; Anura; Pelobatidae. The record is from RefSeq and is a predicted model, not a curated record.